Messenger RNA from Trachymyrmex cornetzi, 1822 nucleotides. RefSeq names its product tyrosine-protein phosphatase Lar-like. The transcript is spliced from 8 exons. Gene Ontology annotation, cellular component: neuron projection membrane. Lineage: Eukaryota; Metazoa; Arthropoda; Insecta; Hymenoptera; Formicidae. Gene Ontology annotation, biological process: synapse organization. The record is from RefSeq and is a predicted model, not a curated record. The coding region runs from base 219 to 1217 and encodes 332 amino acids.
AUGAACGUCGGGAGUGCAGAGCAAAGUGCCGGGCAAUCAUCCUACUGAAAGUGUCGCGACGAUGGGACUGUGACAGGUUUUAGCGUUGUUACUCGCUAAAAGCCAAUUACGCGUUUUGGAAGUGUCGGAUGAAAGUGUCGAGACGAACCUCGCGAAUUUCGAAUUUUCAGUAAGUUUGUGUCUUCUGAAGGAAGGAAGGAAGGAAGGAUCGCAUUUCGAUGGCAUGGCUUAUUGGAGCAGGAGCGAUAACGUCUACGAUAUUGCUUUGGCGGAAGAAUAGACAUCAGUCUCUCGUUCUAACGCACGGAAGGCGCGUAUUAUGUGAGGAGGAAACCGCGACGAGGGAAACGAAGAUGUCCGCCGUCAGCGUCGUCGCAUGGUUGCUUGGCGCCGUCGCUUUAGCUGCGAUUAAUAAUGAAGUACACUGCCACAACAUGCCAUACAGCGGCAGCGGCAAGAACAGCGACACAUACAAUCAGAACGCUCUGGAGGAGGCCACACGAUCGGGACCGUAUUUCGACAAAUCGGCCUCGAAGAACGUGACCGCCCUGCUGGGAAAGACCACGUACCUCAACUGCCGUGUCAAAAAUUUGGGGAACAAAACGAUGACGUUACAAGUAUCGUGGGUACGACACAGAGACGUCCAUUUGCUCACAAUUGGCCGUUACACGUACACGAACGACCAGCGAUUUCGAGCGAUUCACAACGCUCAUUCAGACGACUGGACGCUUCAAAUAAAGUAUCCACAGCAUCGGGACAGCGGUAUUUACGAGUGCCAGGUUUCCACGACACCCCACAUGAGUCAUCUAGUCCAUUUAAAUGUAAUCGAGCCAAAAACCGAGAUUUUAGGUGCGCCGGAGCUGUUCAUCAAUCGAGGUAGCACCAUCAAUCUCACGUGCGUCGUCUUGCAGAGUCCAGAACCACCCGCCUACAUUUUUUGGAAUCACAACGAUGCGAUAAUCAGCUACGACUCGAGCAGAGGCGGCGUCUCCGUGGUCACGGAGAAGGGUGACAGCACGACGAGUUUCCUCUUGGUACAAGAAGCGAAGCCGUCGGACUCGGGACGGUACACUUGUAACCCCAGUAAUGCUCAACCGAAAUCGAUCACCGUACACGUACUCAACGGAGAGUAUCCCGCGGCAAUGCAGCACGGCGGUCAGGCCAAACAACCGAGGCUGUACUCCCUUCUGCUCUGCCUGUGUCUGCUACUUUACUAAUUGCUCCAUUCCAUCGCGCAUUUUCGAAGGGAGAAAUCAGAAGGCACUUUCCAGAAAGCGAAGAAAAAGAGAGCGAACGAAAGAACGAGUGAAUGAGAAUGUAUGAAAGAGAGAAAGAGAAAGGGAGAGGGAGAGAGGUAUUUCCGUCACGAGUUGUGCGAACAUUGCCCAGGUGUCAUGGAAGCCACAGCGAGAUACGUGCGACGAUGUGCAUCCGACAGAGACGCUUUUGACUGUGCACCGGAACGAUGAACUCUUUCGCAACGACGCGCCGUUUGUCGAUGCAACCGAGCGACGACGACGUGUCCGGAAGGGCUGAGGGCAGCGCGACGACUACAGGAUGAUGCUUUUAACAAUGAGACCGCGCGCGAUUCGGAAUUGCGAAUAUACAAUAAUACAUGUAAGAGAAAUCAUGAAAUUCCUAUAUAUAAUAACCGUCGAUGAAUAAUCGGUUUUAUUAUAACAAUAGGUUGCUUAUUCAUAAAUAAAAUCAUAAAUUUGACCGAAAACAUGGAUAAGUAUAUCAUUAUUCGUUGACUAAAACAUAAUUCUAUACAUUCAUGAAUAAAACUGAAUAAAGUGCAAUUGAAAUUAUUAUUCAAGAU